This is a messenger RNA of Scleropages formosus (Asian bonytongue), 2896 nucleotides long. RefSeq names its product sprouty related EVH1 domain containing 1 (gene spred1). Gene Ontology annotation, biological process: negative regulation of MAPK cascade; multicellular organism development. Gene Ontology annotation, molecular function: protein kinase binding. The transcript is spliced from 6 exons. The record is from RefSeq and is a predicted model, not a curated record. Lineage: Eukaryota; Metazoa; Chordata; Actinopteri; Osteoglossiformes; Osteoglossidae. Gene Ontology annotation, cellular component: membrane. Bases 1123 to 2358 code for a protein of 411 amino acids.
AAAUGUUGCUCGAUGAAUGCAUUUUAAAUUGCAUAUACGCGGACGUGAUCUAAUGCCAGCCAUGUGCUUUGAUCACUCGCUUUCUAAUUGUCACUGCAACAAAGUGUGUUUCUCCACACAAACCGCGCCGUUCCAUUGCGGAGUGUGGACAUCGGCGCUGCGCACGGCGCCACGAGCACGCGCGUCCUCGCACUCUCACGCACUCGCACACUCGGCUUUCAGUAUCGCUGCACUCCCCGUGUCACUCACAGGAAACUUCUUUUGGGAAGUGCGGGGGGACUAUUUUUAAAAGGCUAUUCAGGGACAACCACCAAGCGUACCCUGGAAGUCCUCUGUGCGAUAUGUAUUAUAGACAUACGUGGAUUUCCACACGAGCUGGCACGCGUGGCGAAGUUUGCCCGGACACGUAUGUGCUCCUUUUCGUGGUUUUUUUGGAAGCGCCGCGGAAGGAUCCAUUUCUGGAGUUGAGGUCGACGCUUCCGCCCAGUUUUCCUAUGUGCAUCGCCGAGUUGAAAAUGGAGCUCGGGGAGGAAACGGACGUUGCAUCGCCUCAUUAAAACAAGUGUUUUUGUUGCUUAUUUUUCACCCUGCUUUUGCUGUAGAAUAAAACUACGCCCUUGUCGGUGGAAAGUGGAUGCAUUCUGCGUGGAAGCUCGGAUGCAGCGCCCACAGUGCUACAUAACCGCCGAGUCGAGUGUCCCUACCGAGGGAAUCCGGAGCUCUGGAUAACGUGUCUCUUCUCUCUUUUGUCUCAUUUUAUUUUCUUCACUUUUCUUUCAAUAAAGCGCCGUCAUUUACAUAGCUAGUGGAGCGUUGCUCGGCGUGCUGCUCGGAAAGAUGUUUAUUUUGCGGCGGCUGGAUUUCACUGCAGUGGAAGAAAGAAAAAGCUCCAUCUUGCCGUUCUCUCCGGUGGAACACGCUCGUGUGUGACAGGCUGCCAUGCAUUCGCCCUAGACAGUUUCUUAUUUAAAAAAAAAAAAAAAAAAAAAAAUUCUGUAUCCGAUACAAAACUAUCGAUCUUCACGCGAAUAAAAAUAACGAAGAAUGGAGAUGUUCGUGUUAAUUUUCCCCGCUGUGACUGCGUCGCUGGUGCUGCUCGGACUCGGAUCGCCGUGAGGAAAGAUGAGCGAGGAGUCGGUCAAUCCCAACAACGAUGAUAGCGACUAUUUUGCACGCGUGAGAGCGGUGGUUAUGACACGGGACGACUCCAGCGGCGGGUGGCUCCCCCUGACGGGCGGGGGGCUCAGCUGCGUGACCGUCCGCAGGGUGAGACGGCAGGACGAAGACGGCGGGCGAGCUGAUUUCCUCAUCCAGGGAGAGCGCCUCCGAGACAACUCGGUGGUCCUGGAGUGUGUUUUGAAGAAGGAGCUCGUCUACAACAAGGUCAACCCCAUCUUUCACCACUGGAGGCUGAACGACAAGAAGUUUGGCCUCACCUUCCAGAGUCCGGCUGAUGCCAGGGCAUUCGACAGGGGCAUCAGAAGAGCCAUUGAGGACAUCGACCAGGGCUGCCCUUCGAACCACAGUGAUCCUGAAGCGUCUGAAGAUGGAGCACAAACAAGCCCAGAAGCUCCUGCUGUUUGCCCGCCGGUGAUGGAACGGAAGGCAGAGCUGUUCUCCCGAAGCCUGAGCGUGGUGACCACAGAGCCCUGCCGGGGGUGCUAUGUGCCCGCUCAGCCCUUUGAGUUCCCCACACCCAGCCGCCGCUACCUGCCACCCCCGGUUUCCUUCAAGUCCAUGCGGCACGUGAGCUUUCAGGACGAGGAGGAGAUCGUACGGAUCAAUCCACGGCGGGACGUCCUGAGCCGCGGCUAUGAGGACUACCGGCACCCCGUGACGUGGCGUCCAGGCCCGGAGCGGGAAGACCUGGACUCGGGCGGGCCCCUCUUCAAACUGGACCCAGAGAAGUUUCCAGGAAGGGGCGACUCGGUGGCUGAGCCGGCCAAGGGCCCCAAGGCCCCGCCCUCACCCCCGCUGAAGGGGAAGGCUUCUCGGCGGCGGCGCGAGGACGGCGAGCGCUCACGCUGCACCUACUGCCGCGAGAUGUUCAACCACGAGGAGAACCGGCGGGGCCAGUGCCCAGAUGCGCCCGACCCCAUGCGCCAGUGCAUACAUCGCGUCAGCUGCAUGCUGUGUGCCGAGAGCAUGCUCUACCACUGCAUGUCGGACUCGGAAGGCGACUUCUCGGACCCGUGCUCCUGCGACCCCGCCGAGGAGCGCUUCUGUCUGCGCUGGCUGGCGCUGGCGGCGCUCUCCUUUGUGGCGCCAUGCCUCUGCUGCUACCUGCCGCUACGGGCCUGCUACCAGUGCGGCGAGGCCUGCCACUGCUGCGGGGGGCGACACAAGGCUGCCGGCUGAAGCAUCCUGCCACCUCGCCUCCCCAGAAGCAGAGCAGGGGCUGCGUAGUCCCGGAAUCCUUUUUUUCGGCCACCUUUGGAGGGUGACGUCUCUCUUUCUCUCACUCUCUCCUGGAGCCUGUGGAGGAGCUGUUUUUUCUCCAGGCCACGAGCCACGGGCGACUCGGUCCUGCCUGCCGCCAGCGAGGGGCUGUACAGCGCUCGACAUGAGCUACGUGGGGACGAGCGAGAAUACUUAACACUGCGUGCAUGCGCACGCACACACACACAGACACACACACUUACACAUAUGUAGGCCGUCACGCCGGACUGACACACACAGCUGAUGUUGUUGAAUCGCACAGGAAAAAAAAAUCUAAACGCCACGCUGGACUCGUCAACAUGUGCCGUGUGUCACUUUUGUGAAGGAAUCUUGUCUUUUAACGCAGAAAGCAAAAAAAAAAAAAAAAAAGAAAGAAAAGAAAGAAAGAAAAAAAAGCUGAUAUGUCACAUUUAAGACCUAGAACAGAAUGCUGUUAGGACAACAACAAAAGGGAUUU